Mesitornis unicolor (brown roatelo) is the source of this 2555-nucleotide messenger RNA. Its product is annotated as lysine-specific demethylase 3A-like. The record is from RefSeq and is a predicted model, not a curated record. Lineage: Eukaryota; Metazoa; Chordata; Aves; Mesitornithiformes; Mesitornithidae. The transcript is spliced from 15 exons. The annotation marks the transcript as partial. Gene Ontology annotation, biological process: regulation of transcription by RNA polymerase II. Gene Ontology annotation, cellular component: chromatin; histone deacetylase complex. Gene Ontology annotation, molecular function: chromatin DNA binding; transcription coregulator activity; histone H3K9 demethylase activity.
GGAGGCCUCCCGAUGAGUUAAAAUGGUGCUGAGGCUCGAGGGGAGCUGGUCGCUGCUGGUGGGGAAGAAGUUCCUGAGUCUGUCGGAGGAAGAGGACAAGCCGUGGGACACCAAUCGCGUCUUGGAAUGGCCCUGGAAGUCGGGCAAGAUCCGAGCGGUUUCACACACGGACAUAUCCAAACAAGACCUAAAGAUUUGUGUAGAAUUUGAUGAUGAGUCAUGGGAAAAAAGAAGAUGGAUAGAAGUCUACAACCAUAAAAUGAAAGCAUUCCUGGUGGAGCAAAAGCUGGUACUGGCUGAAAGAAAAUUUCAUGGCAACACUGUAUCUCCUGUCCAGUGGCCUGCAAUGACUUACAAAUCCUUAGUGGACAAAGCUGGUUUGGGAUCAUUGGUUUCGAUACGCUAUCUUGGUGAAGAGAGAUGUAUUUUUCUUUCUAAAGACCUUUUGACACCCAUUCAGGAUGUGGACAAUUCCAGACUUCCUCUAAAGGAUGAUCAAAAUGUUAAUGAAGAAAUUCAGGCUUUGGUUAAGAAACAUCUGGAUGAAACACGCUUGGUACAAGGUGGGAAAAGUAUAAUCGGGUCAAAAAUUAGAAUUUAUAGCUUGGAUCCAUCUACUCAGUGGUUCACAGCAGUUGUUGUCAAUGCUAAUCCAGCUACAAGAACUCUAGAAGUCAACUGUCAGGAGAUUCCAGCUUUAAAAACUCUUGAUCCAGAGUUAAUUCAUGUUGAGAUCAUAUAUGACAACAAUGGAAAAUGUGAUAAAUCUAAAAGAAUUGGAGGCGUGAAAAGGAAGUUGUCAGAGAAUAAUGGAAGUGUUGAUGCUAAGCACACAAAAUCUUCUCCUGAGGUUUCUCCCAGUCAGGGACAUGUGCAGUCAGUGCCAACAGUGCUGGGUGAAGCACUGCUAGGAUGUACUCCUGCUAAUAAAGACCAAAGGCAUCAAGGCCUGCCCCUGCCAUCUAACUCACCACCUGAUCUUGGUGCAGAAACUCCUCAGGGCACAUGUAGGCGGAGCUUACCGGAAACUCAUCCUUCUUGUCUUAAUACUGGAAUUAAACCAUUGAAGGAAGAUCUGACGGCCUUUCCUAAAGUGGGGUUUAUAUCUAAAGAACAAACGCAAAAUCUUAAUGAUCAAAAUGGUAGAUAUUCCUCUUUGACAACCUCAAGAUCAUCUUCUUUGACUGAUUCAGCUGAUGAAAAAGGAACCAACCUGAAAAAUACAAACGAACCUCUUAAGAAGCCCACAACAAACUUUCCAAAAGAGUGCUUUUCUGUGAAACAGUUGCAACAUCUUGACUCUUCCAUAGCAAUACCCAGAGUUAGUAACACUCUUGAACUGCAGCGGACUUUAGAUUGCAGACCCUCAACCUCAGAUGCUCAUCUUCUCUCUUUUACCGAGUCUGGAGUUAAAUCACGAAACAACUGCAAUAGCCGGAACAGCCACAAAGGAAACAAGAUUGAUGAACUCACAGACAUGGAAUGUUUUAUUAGACGAAAUUCAAAUGAGAUUUUUUAUGACAGAAAUGAAAAUGAAAGCUUUUGGACUGGAAGUGCCAAGUUCCAGGAUAAUAUAAUUGUUCGCAAGUCGAUUUUAGCAGAUGCUGCUAAAGUGAAGAAGCUGCAGCAAAGUGGAGAAGCUUUUGUACAGGAUGGUUCCUGCAAUAAUAUCGCACCUCACCUGCAUAAAUGCAGGGAAUGCCGUUUGGACAGUUAUCGGAAGAACAAAGAGCAAAGGGACUCCACUGUCUUUUGUCGAUUCUUUCACUUUAGAAGGUUACAGUUUAAUAAGCAUGGAAUACUGCGAGAAGAAGGCUUUUUAACUCCAAAUAAAUACGACCCUGAGGCUAUUAGCUUAUGGCUGCCUUUAUCAAAAAACGUUGUGGGUCUAGAUCUCGACACAGCAAAGUAUAUCCUAGCCAACAUUGGAGAUCACUUUUGUCAGCUAGUGAUAUCUGAAAAGGAAGUUAUGUCUACGAUCGAGCCACACAGACAGGUCGCCUGGAAGCGUGCGGUUCGUGGCGUUCGAGAAAUGUGUGAUGUCUGCGACACCACCAUCUUCAACCUCCACUGGGUCUGCUCUAAGUGCGGCUUUGGCGUGUGUGUGGAUUGUUACAGGAUGAAGAAAAAGAGCUUACAUAAAGAUGAUGACUCAGAUACUUUCUCCUGGUUUAAAUGUGUGAAGGGGCAGGCACAUGAACCUGAGAAUCUAAUGCCUACACAAAUAAUCCCUGGAAAAGCUCUCUAUGAUGUUGGUGAUAUUGUUCACUCCGUAAGGACAAAAUGGGGAAUAAAGGCAAAUUGUCCCUGUGCAAAUAAGCAGUUCAAGGCACUAUCAAAGCCAACUCUAAAGGAGGAUUCAAAACAGAACUUGGUACCUGGCGAGAGGACCGGCCUUCAACAGAACAGUUUUGUCCUGAGCCCACAAGUCACUACACACGAUCCUCCUCUAAAAUCAGCGAUUGGAAGUAAACAAACUGCCUCAGUAAACACUUCUCCUUCACUAAGCUGGUUAUCAAACCUAACAAGUGGAAAUGUGAAUAAAGAAAACAAAG